This is a messenger RNA of Aspergillus terreus NIH2624, 2100 nucleotides long. RefSeq names its product Zn(II)2Cys6 transcription factor. Gene Ontology annotation, molecular function: zinc ion binding; DNA-binding transcription factor activity, RNA polymerase II-specific; transcription cis-regulatory region binding. NCBI's taxonomy places the organism in Eukaryota, Fungi, Ascomycota, Eurotiomycetes, Eurotiales, Aspergillaceae. Bases 1 to 2100 code for a protein of 699 amino acids. Gene Ontology annotation, cellular component: nucleus. The transcript is spliced from 3 exons. Gene Ontology annotation, biological process: positive regulation of transcription by RNA polymerase II. The record is from RefSeq and is a predicted model, not a curated record.
AUGGCACCUGCCGUCAAUGCCCAGCUCCCGCCAUCCGGCUCUGAGCUAUCUAUAGCUCCCACACCCAACACCGAUGGAGCCGGCACCGACAUUGACAGUGCGGUGCCAGUGGAAACGCCUCAAGAUGGUGGCUCGCUCGACGAAGGGGGUGUGCCCACACCCAACAGCGUCUCGCUGAGCACUCCCCGCGUUCUGGGGAGCGACACGAACCAGCCGGAUGAAGUCGCGACCAAAAAGUCCAGGCGUGUUCGGACCGGAUGUCUGACGUGUCGGGAGCGUCAUCUCAAGUGUGAUGAGGCGCAGAAUCGGUGUCAGAAUUGUCGGAAAUCAGGUCGGAUAUGUCGACGCGGCGUCCGGCUUAAUUUCAUCGACACACAGGUCUCGGCGCCGCCUCAUUAUAUCGUCCCACCGGCCGGAAACCGCGUCACAUUCCGCGAUGAAUCGAGGCAUAUUGCGUCGGAGUAUGUUGGGGGCGAUGAGAGAUAUCCUCCUCCGGAGGCAGAGGUGAGCCCGGAGAGGGAAGAUUGGGGCAGUUUUCCCAUGUAUCCUGCGUAUAAUAUGCCGAUGGUGCCUUCUUACAUUCCAGAGUUUGGUACUGCGUUGUCUGGCCAUACGAUGGCUGGGUUUGAUGACAAUCAUCAGCCUGUGGCGCUUCGCCCUCAACGUCAAAGCGCUUCCAGCGUUCCUUUCCACUCCGCAACGCAAGGAAGAGCCGGCUUCGAUAAGUAUGCGUGUCUGAAUGAUCCGGAAGAGAUACUGCUGUUGCAGGUCUUUGUGGAGGAGGUGGGGCUCUGGAUGGACUCGAUGGAUGAGGCGAAACAUUUCACCCAUAUUCUGCCGUAUCAUGCGCUAGAGGAACCGAUGCUGCUCAGAGCCUUGAUGGCUUGCGGUGCACGUCAUAUAUACCUUGUGAACCCUUCAUACGGCGAGGAAAAGGCUGCGUUCUUCCACGAUACAGCCUCGGGUGAUCUACUUCGCUUGCUGCAAAAUCCGAACCGAGACUCUGCUCUGUGUGCAACGACAGCUGUCAUUCUUAACGUCUACGAACUGAUGUGCUCAAGAUCUACAUUGUCUGCUCAAGGUCUGAACCACAUUGCUGGUGCAAGAGCUCUGAUCAAGGAAUGCCAGUGGGACGCCCGGACGCAAGGACUUGGUGGCGCAUGUUUUUGGCUGAAUGUCGCCAUGGAACUGCUCAGCUGUUUGCAUUUCAACUGGACACUUGCCUGGGACCCUGACACGUGGGGCGUCCAGAUAGACUUGGACCAUAUGCAGUCGAAUGUUGCUGGCAAUGAAGAAAUGUGGACUCACUGGAUGGUCUAUAUCUGUGCGAAGGUUGCAAACUUUCGCUCUUCGAUGUCCCACUUUCUGGAUACCAACCAAACACCAGACGAUAGAGUCCAGAUGGACCAACGAUACCAGGAGUGGUGCAGGUACAGCGAAUGGUGUGAGCGAUGGGAGAAUGCGGCGCCUCGCUCUCUGAAGCCACUGGGGUAUCUCCACAAUUGGCAGACCCACUCGAAGACCGUCUUUCCCAAUAUAUGGCUGACGAAACGGUCUUCGAUCGUAGCCCGUUUGUUCUACCACACCACCCAGAUUCUGCUCACCAAAACACAUCCGUUCGAAUCAGAAUUCAGCUCUGAGAUGCAGAGUCAACAGCAACGACAUGCGCAUGAUAUCUGCGGUAUUGUAGCGCAUGUGAAGGACCGCGGCAUCGCCAGUUUUUCCAUCCGCUUUCUGGCCCUUGCGGCGGAGUGUCUCGCAACCAGGGAAGCGCAGGAGGAGAUUUUGCACAUUCUCGACGACAUUAUGAAACGGACUGGGUGGCGAGCAGAGCAUAUAAAGGAUGAGCUUCAGGCGGCGUGGGGAUGGACGACUGCCCCCAAAGAGCCUUCUGUGGAUACUACGGACGACGCUUUUGGGUUACUCAGGGAUCUUUCGUCCCUUGAUUCGGGUGCUAUUCCGGAGUCACUGAGAAUGCCACCCGGUGUGGUGAAUCCGAUCAUGGUGUUUGCCGAUUUUUCGAUGGACAAUCACCCCUACCAGGAGUAUUAUGUCGCACCGCAUCGUGGGGGGAACCACUACCAGGGCGGGAGUUUUUGA